Messenger RNA from Momordica charantia (bitter melon), 1969 nucleotides. Its product is annotated as Transducin/WD40 repeat-like superfamily protein. Gene Ontology annotation, molecular function: protein binding. The record is from RefSeq and is a predicted model, not a curated record. Lineage: Eukaryota; Viridiplantae; Streptophyta; Magnoliopsida; Cucurbitales; Cucurbitaceae.
AUAUCCCGUCUUCCUCUCAGCGUCAUUUCUCUCGAAGUCCAUCAUCAAAUUCUUCGUCUUCGUUGCUACUUCUCUGCAUUUCACCAAUGGAUUCUGCUCUGAUAAUUCCGGUUGUUUCGGUGAUCAUCGGUGCCCUAAUUGCCAUUGUUUUCUUCGGCAGCUACUUCCGCAAGCGAAGAUCCGAAGUCCAAACCAUUUCGCAUCCAGAGCUUCCAUCGGAUCCGAAGAAGCAACAGAAGCCACCUCAGACUAAGAAGCCUCACUCCAAGUCUCACUCUCAUUCCUCCGAUAAGGAUCAAAACAAGAAACAUCAUCCGUUGGAUUUGAACACAUUGAAAGGACAUGGAGAUUCUGUGACUGGAUUAUGCUUCUCCUCGGAUGGAAGUAGUUUAGCGACCGCCUGUGGUGAUGGAGUGAUCAGAGUAUUCAAGCUGGAUGAUGCAUCAAGUAAAAGUUUCAAGUUCUUGCGAAUUAAUUUGCCUGCUGGAGGUCAUCCAAUUGCAGUUGCAUUUGCUGACGAUGCAACCUCAGUCAUUGUAGCCUCUCAAGGUCUUGCUGGUUCUUCUUUGUACAUGUAUGGAGAAGAAAAACCCAAAGCUUCGGGUGAAACUAAGCAGCAACCCAAGCUCCCUCUCCCUGAAAUCAAGUGGGAACAGCAUAAGGUGCAUGAUAAAAAAUCUGUUCUGACCUUAGUAGGUGCAACUGCUAGUUAUGGCAGUGCCGAUGGGAGUACGAUUGUGGCUUCAUGUUCAGAAGAGACUGAUAUUAGACUCUGGCAUGCAAAAACGGGAAAGCUUGUGGGUGAUGUUGACACUAAUCAAUUGAAAAAUACCAUGGCUACUUUGUCACCAAAUGGACGUUUUAUUGCGGCAGCUGCUUUUACUGCAGACGUGAAGGUAUGGGAGAUCGUCUACUCAAAAGAUGGUUCAGUUAAGGAGGUUUUAAGGGUCAUGCAGCUGAAAGGACACAAGAGUGCAGUGACUUGGUUAUGUUUUACCCCAAAUUCAGAGCAAAUCAUUACUGCAUCAAAGGAUGGUUCAAUGAGAAUUUGGAACAUCAAUGUGCGGUAUCAUCUCGACGAGGAUCCAAAAACCCUCAAGGUGUUCCCCAUUCCAUUGCAUGAUUCAAAUGGUACUACGUUGCAUUAUGAUCGUCUCAGUCUAUCUCCCGAUGGAAAGAUAUUGGCAACAACGCAUGGUUCCACACUGCAGUGGUUAUGUGUUGAAACUGGAAAGGUUCUAGACACAGCUGAGAAAGCUCAUGAUGGUGACAUCACAUGGAUAUCGUGGGCGCCUAAGGCUAUUCCAUCAGGAGAUAAAAAGGUAAUGGUUUUGGCUACUGCGAGUGUGGACAAGAAAGUAAAGCUAUGGGCAGCACCGUUACUGAGUUAAAUUUGCAAACGGAUCUGUGGGCUAAAAGAUAAAAAGUAACUUUGGGUGGGAGCUCCUGAUUUGGCAUAUCAAGUGAUUUUCUUGCAAAGUUAUCUAAUUUCAUACUGGAAGUGGGAAGUCACUGUCGUCAACAGCUGCUGCCGAAUCUGACAGGUAAGAUUAUUCGACCUCUUUGACAUUAGAGCGUCUUUAGUAACACACUGAUGAGUCGGUUUUCAGCCAGAGAAUGAGCGAGAGAUGUUUUUUGAAACUAAAACUUUUUUUUUUUCUAAAUACGUAAAACGAGGGAAAAGGAAUAAGUUUUAGAUUUUAAAUUACCUUAUGGUUAAAAAAAGAUGUUGGCAUUUAGCAAUGAGAUAUUUAUUAAAUUACCAGUGUUUGCGGGGAGGUACAGUUGAUGAUGCCUAUGUGAUUGGAGUGAUGAUUUGGUUUUGUUUUGUUUUUAUUCUGUCUUUUCGACUUUAAGUGGUGAGGUUUUAAGUUUGGCAUMACGCUUCUUCAAAUUUCAUAACUACAUGACUUUUGUCUUAUUUGUAUAAAAAUUGAUGGUGUUAUAAUAGGUAUUUCAUUUGCAUUCA